Molecule: messenger RNA, 1468 nt
Organism: Eucalyptus grandis
Lineage: Eukaryota; Viridiplantae; Streptophyta; Magnoliopsida; Myrtales; Myrtaceae
Exons: 7
Coding region: 240-956 (238 amino acids)
Source: RefSeq, a predicted model, not a curated record
GGAAAAAGAUUGAGAGUGGCGAAAGCGAAAGAAGAAGAGAAAAGUAAAAACGUGGCGCUCCAGAAAGUGGAAGAAAAAUCUGAAGAAAAUUUGUCUGUUUUGGUCAUGAUCUCUGCCCCUGGAGGAGUCCUCCCCUCCAAUCGACAAACCCAAUCCAUUACUUUACAUUCGGAUUGCGAAGUCUAUCCUCCGUACUGAGCAAAGUAUUCCGUCUGAAAAUUCUUUAAUAAUUUGGUGCCAUGUCUGCAAGUGUACACCUCUCUGUUACCUGUUCUUCAGCUUUGAGCAGCCUCCUUGGUGGUCGUUCAAGAGCCGCCCUUGCUUCACUACGUCGAAACAGCUUCAAAUUGAAGCCUUACGGAGAAAAGCUGUCUUUUUUGGAAGUGGGAAGAGUUCAAAAUGGGAUCUUGGUGAAGGAGGAGAAAUUGAAGAGGAACGGGAGAGCGGUUGUCGUGAGGUUUAACCAAGGUUUCGGCUUUAAUGGCGGCGGAGGCGGCGGAGGCGGCGGAGGGAGAGAUGACGGAGCCACCGCGAGGGUUGUGGGUAAUCUUGUUCUGGCCAUUGGCUUGACUUAUCUCUCCAUGACUGGACAACUUGGUUGGGUCUUGGAUGCGAUCGUUUCCAUCUGGCUCCUUGUUGUGCUGAUACCAAUUGUCGGUUUGGGGGCAUUUCUGUGGUGGGCGGGACGAGAUAUAGUACAAAGCAGUUGUCCAAACUGUGGGAACGAUUUUCAGAUUUUCAAAUCUACUUUGAAUGAUGAACUGCAAUUAUGCCCCUUUUGCAGUCAACCUUUCUCGGUUGUGGACAACAAGUUUGUUCGGGAAUCAGUGACAUUUUCUAACCAGUUCACAUCAAAAGGAGAAGCAGCCAAUAAGUUCUCUCCUCGACCCAAGAAAGGAAAGAAUACUUCUACAGCAGUUGUAGAUGUUGAAGCGGAAGUGAAGGAUGCUGAUUGAGGUCUCUGGCGCCAAUUUUCCACCAUAUGCAGGUAUACUUUUGAACAUAUCAAAAUUCAAGAUCCCCACCGCGAGCGAGGAUUGCCCAAGGUGGAGAGAAGUAGAAUUGGACUCGACGAAAUAACUGUUAUCUUUCACCUCCAUUGAUAAGUGUAUAUAAGUCUCUAUCUCGAGCCUAGAUCGAAUGUAAAUCUUCAUUAGCAUCUUUUGUUUUACCCGGAACUCCUGAGCUUGUAGAGCACCAGCAUAUGAAGAAAAUCGGGCUCGAGAAUCCUAUGGAGAAAGAGAGAAUUAGUGAAAAUCUAUUACGUUUCAGCACUCGGAGAGAAUUUAGCACUGCGAAUAUGGGGGGACCUUGAACUGUAGGAAUCAACAGCCAAACAGGAUCCCUUCUUUCAAGGUUCAAGACACUAAUGUUGUCUCUAAUUUGAUUACGUAUGAACUCCGAAGUCAUGCGGUCGAAUAAUUGAUCGUGACACCCAUAAUAAGAUUGUUUGAGUGCUCGUACUAAA